AUCUGGCCAUCAGGAGCGGACUGUUCAAUUGAACAGAUUAAACAAAACUUUAAACCAAAGGAUGUUGAGCUACAUUAUAUGGCUGUUUUUGGAGAAAGACUGUUCCUAAGCUUUUACAAGGAUUCCGGAAUUCCCGCCACUUUGGUGUGGCUGCCAACCAGCGGCACGUCAACUGCACCUCCAACGCUUGCUCCUUUCCCCUCCUGGGAAUUACAUAAAAAUGACAACUGUGAUUCUAUUCAGUCAGCCAAAGGUAUGGAAACGGACACUGAUGGUCGGUUAUGGGUGCUUGAUCAAGGCAGCAAGAAAUGUCCAGGAAAACUUUGGCUAUUCGACCUGCUCUACAACGACACAAUCGAGCGCGUUCACCAGUUCCCGGCUAGAGUCAUCUCUCCUUCAUUUAAUGAAAGAUUACUUCUUGACAUAGUGCUGGACAAUUCGCCAGACGAUAAUCUAGCGUACAUCACGGACUCUGAUUCUGCGCACAUCAUCGUUUACAGCCGAAAAAGGGACAAAUCCUGGUCAGUUAAAACACCAGGGAGAAAAUGGUAUUCGUUGGCCCUCUCUGCUAACAGGGAAGCGAGGCGUUUGUACCUUGGAAGAUAUGGUUCUAAUGAACUCUAUUCAAUUUCUGUGUCUGAGCUGAAGAAUGAAGGCGGAAGCGCUGCUGUAAAACUAAUCGGUGAAUGGACCAAAUUUAACCUUUACAGAAUGGUAAUCGACAAUGCCAAUGUCUUGUAUGCUGCCUUUUACCGCCAGAAUUACCUCUCAAAAUGGAAUAUUUCGGAGCCCUUUCGUGAGCAGCGAUUUCAUGAGGUUGGAAUUUUGGAUUCUGGAAGGCCAUUUACUUUAGCUUUGGACACGACCAACACUUUAUGGAUGACGGAGAGAAACAAAUCUGAGAGUGGGAGCAGUAGUUUUAAACUACUCGAGGCUGCAGUCGGCGCAAAAUCAUAUCUAUUCAGCACAUCCACAGUUUCAACGGACGUUGAUGAGACCUCGGAACAGCAGGAAAUCACAGAAUCAUCCCUUCGUUAUAAAUCUACCCCUCCUCCCUCUUUAAAAACAAUUGAAACGCAGAGUCUACUCGGAGUCUUCUUUAUCAAUCCGAGUCCACGGAGUCAAUUUAUUGGGCAGACCCAACAGCGCUCACAAAGUCUGAUCUCUCUGCCGUUCCUGAUCCUUUUGCAGACUUGUCAUUGCGUGGCUGACCCUGAAAAUGGGAAGAACGUCCAUUUUCCAGGACAGCAUACAGUUUUCUGAUAUAAAAUAAAGUGGGUUGCAUUUCUAUGAAUAGUUAGUUUAAAAAGAACCUAGAGAGAUGAUCAUAACUCUAUAUUGUUUGUCGUCUUGUUUAACAGAAUAAAUUUUCAUUAUUUGUAGGAACUUUUCGAGUUAAAUAUGUGUAUCGCAUUAUAUUCCCUAAAAGUACUGUUGGUUUUUCUUAUCUAAUCAAUUUUUAAAUCUAUAUAGAGAUUUUGGUCAUAAUAAAGAAUCCU
Messenger RNA from Cloeon dipterum, 1499 nucleotides. Its product is annotated as protein yellow-like. Lineage: Eukaryota; Metazoa; Arthropoda; Insecta; Ephemeroptera; Baetidae. The record is from RefSeq and is a predicted model, not a curated record. The coding region runs from base 79 to 1263 and encodes 394 amino acids. The transcript is spliced from 4 exons.